AUGCGUAUUUCUACCUCUGCCGUCACUCUCGCUUGCAGCGACGGAGCUCAGGUGCUGUCUGAGGCCCUCAAGACCAACUCGACUCUGACCACUUUGGACUUGAGGAGCACCUCGGUCGGAGACAACGGAGCUCUGGGGCUGUCUGAGGCACUCAAGACCAACUCGACUCUGACCACUUUGGACUUGUCUCGCAACUCGAUCGGACCGGAUGGAGCUCAGGCGCUGUCUGAGGGACUCAAGACCAACUCGACUCUGACCACUUGGGACUUGAGUAAUAACUCGACUGGACCGGAUGGAGCUCAGGCGCUGUCUGAGGCACUCAAGAUCAACUCGACUCUGACCACUUUGGACUUGUCCUAUAACAAGAUCGGAGACAACGGAGCUCAGGCACUGUCUGAGGCACUCAAGACCAACUCGACUCUGACCACUUUAGACUUGUGGAGCAACUCAGUCAGUUACAACCAAGCUCGGGUGCUGUCUAACGCAAUCUACAAAAACUCCACGGUGCAAUGA
Molecule: messenger RNA, 513 nt
Organism: Linnemannia hyalina
Lineage: Eukaryota; Fungi; Mortierellomycota; Mortierellomycetes; Mortierellales; Mortierellaceae
Source: the annotation of a GenBank genome assembly